GAAUUUACGAGAAAACCUAAAAAACGAUACUUAGAAAAUAAUUAAUAAAAAGAGACUUAGAUAAAUAACAUCAAUAAUGGCCACGACAUUGGAACAACAGGUGAGUGGCCUAAAACUCGAGGAUAAAGGCCAUUUAAAGGGCAAACCCGACCCUUUAAAUGACCAGAAUAAGGAGGAAGGAGAAGCUAAGGAGAAUGGGAAGGAUGAAGGAGGGAAGGAAGACCAGGAGGAUGUGGCAAUCCUUACUAAUAUCCUAGAGAGUGACCCUUUCAAGUGUUGCCUCGGUGACCUGUGUCUAGUAGGUGACCCCAGCAAGAAAGAUGGCAACAAGAAGAUGGAAUACAAAGCUCGACAGUGGCAUGAGAAAUGUUUCUGCUGCUGUGUGUGCAAGACUGCUAUUGGCACCAAGAGUUUCAUUCCUCGCGAUCAGGAAAUCUACUGCGCCGCCUGUUAUGAGGAGAAGUUUGCUACCCGCUGUGUUAAGUGUAGCAAGAUCAUUACCUCUGGCGGUGUGACCUACAAGAACGACCCUUGGCAUCGUGAGUGCUUCACCUGCACCAACUGUGAUGCUUCCCUGGCUGGUCAACGCUUCACCUCCAGGGACGACAAGCCGUACUGCGCGGAUUGCUUCGGGGAGCUGUUUGCGAAGCGCUGCACCGCCUGUACCAAGCCCAUCACUGGCAUCGGUGGCACUCGCUUCAUCUCCUUCGAGGACAGACAUUGGCACAACGACUGUUUUAUCUGUGCCGUAUGCAAGGGAUCUCUGGUCGGGAAAGGUUUCAUCACCGACGGGGCGGAUAUCCUAUGCCCAGAGUGUGCUAAACAGAAGCUUAUGUAAACAAUACCUUUUCUUUUCUGCAGUGUUGCCAUAUUGUCCCCCUACCCCCCCCUUUCCCUUACCCCUUACACCCUCUCUAUACCCCCCCCCCUCCCCCUUCUUUUGGUUAUAUUGAGUUGAGGAUUUUAAUAACGCUUCGAUCGUGAUUCCGCGUUUAAACAGACAACAACAACGAUGACCCCAUGCUAGAGGUCUUUCUCUGGGGUGAGGCGAUGGUAAGCGGCGGAACCUCGAUUUAGCAGACCAGUACGUGAGAUGUUAGUCCGUUAGAUCGAGAAAGUCCGUUAUAUCGAGGUUCCGUCGUUUAUUUACCAGGGAAUAAACUCCAUCGCGUGUUAAUUUCCCACGAUGUAUAAUGUAUAGAUUGUAUAAACUGUGAAUAAAGAUCAUAAUUGUGUAACUGUGCCGAGAUAACAAAAAACAAAAGAAUCACAUGACUGUAUUUGUGUAUUACAGUGUUGUAUCAGGAUUACAAACAAACACACGGAUGAUAUUUUGUAAUACAGUGCAGGUUACAGUGCAGGUUACAGUUACAAACCCCUAAGUCUGUUUAAUAUUGUGAAUCAUUGAGAAUAUUAUUGAAUUUUUUUGCCAAUUUCAAUCUGUAAAAAAAAAAAAAAUUAUUAUAUAUUUGCAUAGCUUUUUUUUUUCACUAUUUACUAAGACAAUCUGCCUCGUCUGGUAACACUGCUGCCAAGUGCCUAAAUUCCUUUAAUAUUUUGCUUAACGGAUAAAAACAACGCGGAGGUAGACGCCCCCCUUUGCCGGGAGAUGGAUUGUGCGCUAAAUUCCCCCCCAGUCUAACCGAAGCGUUGUUUUGUGAUCUUUGACCCUGCGUGCUUUUGAGUAUUGCAGCUUAUCAUGAUGUUUAAAGGAAAAAAAAUACUUCGCUUAUAUAGAUUUAAACUUGAAGGAUAUUUAGUUACCUCUUAUAGUAUAGGACGAAGAGAUUUUGUAACAUUCUCAGUCUCGGGUGAACAGAAUUUGCAUCGUUCUCGGUCAUUGAUGAACAGAAAUUACACCGUUCAGUCUCCAAUGAACAGUCCUGAAUCCAUCUCUAGUUGGCGUCGGAGAGUAUUUGAGUAAUUCCUUUCAAUUUUAACCAGAUCGGAUAUGUUUGGUAGAUUCUAUUGAGCAUUGAAUAGAAUUUAAUAGACUUCAAUCCCUUUACCUAAAAGACUCAAACCUUAUUGGACCACAGAUCGAACUGAAACCCAUCGACACGAGAUCAAAUUCCCUUCACUUAUACUCGAGCGGUCACCACACACUCACUCACUCAAGCUUAUAUACAGUUACGGUAGAUCGGUGUUUGAAGCUCCACUCUCAUCCUGAGAUAAACGACUAUGAUGGUUUUUUUUUUCCAUUUCCGUACCUUGAGUGUUUGAAGGAAGAGAGUUAAUUGAUUUUUUCCAUAUCCCGGGAAAAAUAAAAUGUAAAUAAUUGUUUCGUAUGAGCUUUAUGGUAUAGGCAAUUUGUUUGUCUUCAGGCGGGGAGAAGAACUAUCGUAUAAAUCAAAUUCCUUUUUUUUUUUACUUGACAAAUAAUAAAAAAAAAAUCCUGUAUGUUCAUUUUUUCAUCGGGUUUAUCAAUGUUAAAUUUAUUUCCACAGGUCAUGUUGUAUUACCUGGUGUUGUUAACGACAUGAAUUAUAAUGUAUUAUUGUAUUAAUUAACUUAGAUGCCUUUUAUGCCUCGUGGAAUUGGGUUAUUUUUUUUUCUUA
Homarus americanus (American lobster) is the source of this 2558-nucleotide messenger RNA. RefSeq names its product four and a half LIM domains protein 2-like. The record is from RefSeq and is a predicted model, not a curated record. Gene Ontology annotation, cellular component: Z disc; nucleus. Lineage: Eukaryota; Metazoa; Arthropoda; Malacostraca; Decapoda; Nephropidae. The coding region runs from base 77 to 838 and encodes 253 amino acids. Gene Ontology annotation, molecular function: transcription coregulator activity. The transcript has 4 exons.